CCUUUUCCCUACUGCUUCCAUUCUUUUUCCCUCUUUUUUUUUUCCAAAAAGGUUUUGCCUUCCAUUGUUUUUCUUUCAUCUUCUUCUUUGCUUUUCUCCAUUUCUUUACUUAUUUUUGGAUAUACAGCCAUGAAGCAGAGUUCAAAGCAACAGCCAGAGCACUUUUGGCCUCGUGUUUUCAUGCGGAAAUUGCUCCACAUCUCUCCCAGAGACUCCGAUUACAGCGCUGAUACUGAGGAUGAAGACGACAUUAGUUCUGGAUCCGAAGAGAAUAUUCCAAGAUUUAGGAGAAGGAGACCAAAGUCAGAGACUUUUAGGGCACAAUACAUAGACUCAAAGGACAUAAGAAUAGGCGUUGGUACCUGGAAUGUUGGUGGUAAGGCUCCACCUGAUGACCUUGAUAUUGAUGACUGGAUAGAUAUGAAUGAUCCUGCUGAUAUCUAUGUGUUUGGUCUUCAGGAGAUGGUACCAUUAAAUGCUGGGAAUAUAUUUGGUGCUGAAGAUAGCCGCCCGGUCCCAAAGUGGGAAAGCAUCAUUCGUAACACACUCCACAGAAUUCGACCUGCAACUACAAAAGUAAAAUGCUAUAGUGAUCCCCCAUCUCCAUCAAAGUUUGAGCCAUCCGAUGUAGAGGAGAUAAUUCUUGAAAGUGAUAGUGAUAUUGGUGAAGAAAUUUAUCCAUUGGAUGAAGAACCCCAUGGCUUUGAUGAAUUCGAUAAUGCACCUGAAAACAAAAUGUUGGUCACCAAUUCUGGGAUUUCAGAGUGUUAUGAUGGUUCUAAACUUGAUGUGUCAGUAGAACAGCAUUUACAAAGGCAAUUUUCUUCUCCAAAGAGGUUAGACAAACUUAACUGUCUGCGAACAGAGGAUUAUGCUGAAAAUGAGGAAGCCCCAGUCAGUAAACAAGAUGCAAAAUUUGCUAGAAUGCUUAAUGGGAUUGAAGAAAAUAGAAAGUUAACCGGAAUUCUUAGUGGGACUGAAAGGAUUGGUUUAAGCUGGCCAGAACCUCCACUAAAUUUGCUAACUCAGCAUGUUUUGGAAAGACCAACUUCUUUCAAAUCAAUCAAAUCUUUCAAAGCGACCAAGUCUUCUCGAACAUAUAAUUCCUUCAAGUCCAUAAAGGACAUGCCGUCAGGGAUAGCUUUGCUUGCAGAACUUGACCUUGAAUCCCUCAUGAAGCGGAAAAGAAGAUCAUCAUAUGUAAGAAUAGUUAGCAAGCAGAUGGUAGGAAUCUUCCUCACUAUAUGGGUCCGUAAGAGUUUGCGGAGGCAUAUUCAGAACUUGAAGGUGUCUACUGUUGGCGUUGGUGUAAUGGGCUACAUUGGUAACAAGGGAUCAGUAUCAGUCAGCAUGUCCAUAUAUCAAACACUUUUUUGUUUUAUAUGCACUCACCUGACAUCAGGUGAAAAACAUGGAGAUGAACAUAAAAGAAACUCUGAUGUGCAUGAAAUACUUAGGCGAACUCAUUUUCAUUCUCGUUCUGCAAUUGGACUUCCCAAAAGAAUUCAUGAUCAUGAAAGAAUAAUUUGGUUGGGUGAUUUAAAUUACCGUCUCAACCUCUCAUAUGAUAAAGCACGAGAACUCAUCUCGAAGAGGGAGUGGUCCAAGUUGAUUGAGGGAGACCAGCUUGUACGAGAGCUGCGAAAAGGUCGUACAUUUGAUGGAUGGUCCGAGGGAGCUUUAAAUUUUGCACCGACAUACAAAUAUGAGUUGAACUCAGAGAAAUACUAUGGAGAAGAUCCCAAGGUUGGGAGAAGAAUUCCUGCAUGGUGUGAUCGCAUCCUUUCAUAUGGUAAAGGAAUGAAGCAACUAAGUUAUAGGAGGACUGAGCUUACACUUUCUGAUCAUCGCCCUGUUACUGCCAUAUAUGUGACUGAGGUUGAGGUAUUUUGUCCGAAGAAACUACAGCGUGCUCUCACUUAUACCAAUGCUGAAAUUGAAAAUGAGGAGGUUGAAGCAGAGGUGAUUGAUUACUAAUGUUGGAACGAAUCCCUUAGUUGGAUCAGGUUAACGCAGAGAUCAUGAAGGGAUACUAGUCUAUGCCUGAGCCGGUGAGAGCUCCUGUAACUCUUGAUAUUAUUGACUACACGUUAGAUUCAUUCAUUUCAUUUUUUAUUUUACCAUGUGUGUAUGUAGAAAUCAUUGUAUAAACGCAUCAAUUUUAGGGGUUUCACAAAUAGAUUAAAAAACAAUGUCAACUAAACAAUCAGAGUUGAGUUUGCAUAUAGGCAUAUUCUGCAUUCGGAUAAAGUUUAUGAAUGUGCCCUUCUGCCAACAAAUUUUUCUACCUCAUAAAGACCUCGUGGUAUAAAGAGAUAUAGACAAUGCAUGUGUUUUGAUCCUUACACCACAUUCUCUUUCCCUCUGCUUUUGGUGUGUGAAUGUGAUCACUGAUCACAUGAAUCUUGACUUCUUUCAUAG
Messenger RNA from Hibiscus syriacus, 2421 nucleotides. Its product is annotated as type IV inositol polyphosphate 5-phosphatase 3-like. Lineage: Eukaryota; Viridiplantae; Streptophyta; Magnoliopsida; Malvales; Malvaceae. Gene Ontology annotation, biological process: phosphatidylinositol dephosphorylation. The coding region runs from base 130 to 1977 and encodes 615 amino acids. Gene Ontology annotation, molecular function: inositol-polyphosphate 5-phosphatase activity; phosphatidylinositol-3,4,5-trisphosphate 5-phosphatase activity; phosphatidylinositol-4,5-bisphosphate 5-phosphatase activity. The transcript is spliced from 10 exons. The record is from RefSeq and is a predicted model, not a curated record.